CCCAGCUUAUUUCUAAUCAGUCAGAUACACGUUCAAACACAUACACUCCAACAUAGAUGUUUUGUUAUUUAAAUGUAGGGGUAGUCCACUAAUUCCAUUGUUGAUAAUUUAAAAUAUAAUUCAAUUAGUAAAAGAUUUUUUUACUUCGAUGAUGUUUUUAACUGUUUUUUUUAUUAAAUAUAUUUAAUCGCCUGUAUGAUUUCGAUUCAUUCGAUACCCAUUUUAUUACAAAGAGUUCUUCAUUUAUUGUGGUUGUUUAAGUUUUUUUACAAUAGAAAUUGUAACGGUGAGUGUAACAGGUGACGGCUGCAAUACCUUUAAAGGAUAACGAAGCGAAUUUUCUCCUAUUGGUACAGCAGUUUUGUAAAGCAUUUUUUUACUACACAAGUUAUUCGUCUAAACUUGAGGAUAAUUCAAACAAUUAGCAUGGAUGGGUCAUGGUGGGCAUCGAAAGAAAGCCUGGUUAAAAUUAUAUCCAGACGGAAAAAUGACGAAAGCGAUCAUCUUGUGGAGGACAGCAAACUAGCUCGCGUCCUCAAUCUUGUGGAUUUGACAGCCCUUGGAGUUGGUUCUACACUUGGCGUCGGUGUAUACGUAUUAGCUGGCGAUGUAGCCAAAACAAGCGCAGGACCGGCUGUCGUUCUUUCAUUUGUACUCGCCGCAGUGGCAUCCGCUUUUGCAGGCCUAUGCUACGCAGAAUUUGCUGCUCGAGUGCCAAAAGCUGGGUCAGCUUAUGUAUACAGUUAUGUAGGUGUCGGCGAGUUUGUCGCAUUCGUUAUCGGUUGGAAUUUAGUACUUGAAUACGUUAUCGGUACAGCAAGUGUGGCUAAAGCUUUAAGUAAUUAUUUGGACGCUCUUAUCGAUAAACGAAUUCAAAAUACGUUAAUUAGUUUAUUUCCUAUCAAUGUCAGUUUUUUGGCACAAUAUCCAGACUUUCUAGCGUUUGCCAUUGUUUUGCUACUUUCAAUUUUGUUGGCAUGGGGCGUCCGAGAGUCAACAAUAAUAAAUAACAUUUUUACGGUUGUCAAUUUGUUAACUGUAACCACAGUCGUCGUGACAGGCCUAUUCAAAAUUGAUUUUUACAAUUGGAAUAUUCCUAAACAAAAUAUUCCAAAAGGGGUAGAAAAAGGCGGCGAUGGUGGUUUUUUGCCGUUUGGUUGGGCUGGUGUUACUGCGGGUGCGGCCAAAUGUUUUUACGGGUUCAUUGGCUUUGAUGCCGUCGCUACAACGGGUGAAGAAGCUAAAAAACCCAAGCGUGAUAUUCCAUUAGCAAUCAUUCUAUCGUUGACUAUUAUCACAUUAGCUUACUGCAGUGUUAGUACAGUACUAACUCUAAUGUGGCCAUACUAUGAUCAGGAUGAAGAAGCACCAUUCCCUUUUGUAUACAACCAAAUCAACUGGCCAACAGUAAAAUGGAUUGUGUCUUUUGGAGCUAUUUUUGCUUUAUUCACAAGUUUGAUUGGCACUAUGUUCCCUCUGCCAAGAAUUCUCUAUGCAAUGUCAUGCGAUGGCCUGUUAUUCAGAAAAUUUUCUGGUAUCAAUUCAAAAACUCAGACUCCAUUUUUUGCAACAAUAUCAUCUGGUAUUCUGGCUGGUAUAAUGUCAGCUGUAUUCAAUCUGCAGCAACUAAUCGAUAUGAUGUCUAUCGGGACGCUAUUGGCUUACUCGAUUGUAUGUAUUUGUGUUUUAAUUUUACGUUAUAAAGAUGAGACAGGCGUCGAGUUUGAAAUCCGAGGAGAAGACGGAGAUAAUAAAAACCGGGUUUUUGAAGUUAUAAUGAAAACAGCGAUAAAAUUUUUUAAUCUGUCUAAUAUUAAAUAUCCUAACGAAGAAACCGAAUACAUAGCAACAUCAAACACUUUAUGUUUUAUUGCCAUUACAACUUUGUUUUGCUUCUCCGUCGUACAACAAGAAGAAACAUUACAUAACGAAUUACUUGGUUACGGAAGUAUAUUUUUGGGCGCGUGGCUUUUACUGAUUAUGUUAUCUUUAGCCAGACAACCACAAUCAAAAAAGGAGCUAUCAUUUAAAGUACCUCUUGUUCCUUUAAUUCCGUGUUUAAGCAUUGUGUUAAAUGUUUAUCUUAUGAUGAAGUUGGACAUUGAAACGUGGGUUCGUUUUGGUGUAUGGUUGUUUUUAGGUCUAGUAAUAUACAUUUUCUAUAGCUUGGAUCAUAGCGUCGAAGGACUAAAACAAAAGCAAGAAAAUGACAAAAAGGCCGGUCAACCUAUUGGCAUAAUUUUAAUUAAAUAAAAUAUAUAAUUAAACUUAUGUCCAAAUAUGUUAAUGACUAUAACAUUCCACUUCAAAACAUAAAUUACUGAUUAUCUAUGCAAAUAUGUCAACAGUAUUAAGAUUUGUUGAAUGAACUUGCGUGAAAAAACAUUAAAAUGUGAAGUGUAUUUUAUGGAGUAUUUUUUACUAUGUAAAACUUAAACUUCUAGUCUUGAAGUUUAUGUUUAAAAGUAAAGUCUUUUAAAAUUGAUGAAUGAAUUAAUUUAUUGCUGACCAAAAUCAUUUUUAUGAUUAUUUCAUCAUUAUUUUAUCUAUAUUGUGAUAUUAAUUGUCAUUGUUUACUAAAAGUGUAGUAUAUUGUUUUACUUAAGAUUAUAUUUAGUGAGAAUAAGAAUGUUGUGUAUUAUUCUAUUUAAUGAAACCUUUUAUAGUAAUAUGAUUAAGUUAUUUUACGAAUUAUAAAAAACGUAAUAUUAUUUUAUCAUCAAAAUAUAUUUUUUAAUAAAAUAUUUUUGUGUUGACCAUAUCUAAAUAAUAAUUAGAAUUUGAAAUCUAGUAAAAAAUGAAACUUUAGAAAUGUAUAAAAAAAAAAGCUGUUUAACGAGACAAUACCGAAAUAGAUUGCUCAUUAUUUUAUGUCGAGUCAUAUGUUUUUAAAGAAAAAAACGACCGUUGAAAUCACUUUUUAUUUAAAUUCAAACAGUUAACUGAUUUUUUUUUGUUUGAGCCAUAUUUAAGCAAUAAUAUUAAAUAUGACAUAAAAAAUGUAAAACAUUUUAUUACCGUAAAAAAUUCUUACUUAAAAAUAAAUUCUCAGAUUCUUUUAUUAUUUGCUACUUAAAUGGAUGAUGGUUCAUAAAUUUGUCUAGUCAAUUGUUAGUCUACCUUAUUGUAAAAUAUCAGUAUAGUUGUAAGGUUAUUAAUUAAUAAUACAUAACUGAUUAAAUAAAAAAAUAAAACACCACUUUAUUGUAAAAGGAAACAUUUUUCUUAAAUUUUUUUAGAAAUAGUUAAAGAAACAUAUUUUACAAUUUAAUAUUGUUUAUUUUAUGCAUAGAACGUCAUAUUAAAUUUUUUUAUUCACCUGU
Messenger RNA from Daktulosphaira vitifoliae (grape phylloxera), 3323 nucleotides. It is a transcript of the gene slif, whose product is annotated as cationic amino acid transporter 2. The transcript has 12 exons. Gene Ontology annotation, molecular function: amino acid transmembrane transporter activity. Gene Ontology annotation, biological process: amino acid transport; transmembrane transport. Lineage: Eukaryota; Metazoa; Arthropoda; Insecta; Hemiptera; Phylloxeridae. The record is from RefSeq and is a predicted model, not a curated record. The coding region runs from base 427 to 2253 and encodes 608 amino acids. Gene Ontology annotation, cellular component: plasma membrane.